This is a messenger RNA of Aspergillus mulundensis, 819 nucleotides long. RefSeq names its product GPALPP motifs-containing protein 1. Lineage: Eukaryota; Fungi; Ascomycota; Eurotiomycetes; Eurotiales; Aspergillaceae. Bases 1 to 819 code for a protein of 272 amino acids. The transcript has a single exon. The record is from RefSeq and is a predicted model, not a curated record.
AUGGACAACCUCUCUAAACGGAAACUCGCCUCCUCCGCAGGCCCCGAAGCCGUAACCCAAGACACAGACAAGGCCCCCGACAAGCGCCGCAAAGUAAUCGGGCCAGCUCUUCCCCCGCCCGCCUCUAACACCGAUAACAACAGCGACAACUCAGACACAAAUUCAGACUCAGACUCCGAUGACGAUGACUUCGGCCCUAGCCUUCCCCCACCGGCGGGCUCAAGACCAGAACAAGCGCAACCAAGUGCGCAAACAUCCUCACAACUAAAUACAUCACAAGAACCCGAGUCAGCACCGGCACCCAAACGCGACGCCUGGAUGCUUGCGCCCCCUACCACCGGUUCGGACCGCUCGCGCGUCGACCCUACGAAGCUACGGAAUCGCAAGUUCCAGAGUGGGCCACGGGUUGGGAAUGCCCCGAGCGGAGGGGGAGGGGUGGAUAGCUCGUGGACUGAAACCCCAGAGGAGAAAAUGAGGCGCUUACAGGAUGAGGCGAUGGGGAUAUCGUCGUCUUCGGGGCCAAAUGGUGCGGGAGUGGGAACAGGGGCGGAUGAUAAGAAGGCGCAGGCGAUGAGGGACAAGGUUCAGCGGUAUAACGAGCGCGUGAGGGGGGAGGAGGCGUUGUCGCUGGUUGAAGACAAGAAGAGAAAGGACAAGCAGAAGGGGAAUAAGGAGGAAGAGGAUGAUCCGAGCAAACGGGCUUUUGAUAAAGAGAAGGAUAUGGCGCUUUCGUCGAGCCUUACGAAUGCUCAACGGAGAGAAAUGAUGAGUAAAGCAGCGGAUUUUGGCUCGAGGUUUUCGAAGGGGAAGUUUUUGUAG